GCUCUACGAACCGAAAUAAGUGUGUCUUCGCCAUGCAGCGCAUUUUACUACUUGUAUUUUCUUGGUGUCUGAUAAAUUAUGUGAAUAUUACUUGGACCAGCCCUUGUAAAACCACCACUAAGAGAGUUACGUCAUAUCAGGUUAAGGAGUGCACACGUUGGUUUUUGGCAUGGUGUACCUACCAUGCCCACGUGUGGCGAUACAGGGAAACCUACACAGAGACUUGUUGCCCUGGAUACGGAGGGAGUAACUGUCAACCUUUCUGUAACGGAAAUUGUCGAGGACGAGGUGCGUGUAUUCGUCCCGACACGUGCAGCUGUCGAGGGGGUUAUACAGGGAAUGCCUGCCAAACACCUGUAUGUAGUCCUAAGUGUCAACACGGAUCCUGCACACGACCUGGUAUCUGUAAAUGCUACGGGGGCUACACUGGAUCACGCUGUGAAAACCCCGUAUGUAAUCCAACUUGUCGGAAUGGAGGUGUCUGCGAGAGUCCCAAUACUUGUCGCUGUCCAUCACGCCGAUACACGGGUCCCAAAUGCAAUAUCCCCGUUUGUGACCCCCCAUGCUUAAAUGGGGGGACUUGUUCAAAUUCAAGGAGAUGCCAGUGCCCCAGUACCUACACAGGGAGUACAUGUCAAACACCUGUUUGUCGGUCACCAUGCCAGAAUGGCGGUACGUGCGUAUCCCCGGAUGUGUGUGUAUGCCGAAGUACACAUACAGGAUAUAGUUGUGAGACGCCUGUAUGCUCCCACCAAUCACCCUGCUUUCCUGGCACGUGUGAUAACUAUGUAAACUGUCAGUGUCAUAAAGGAUUUACUGGACAGGAUGGAAAUCAACGCUGCAAAACAAUGACGUCAGAGAUGGGCCCAAUUAUUACACAAUGUACGUCCAUUCUCGCUUUUAUUGAAAGAACUGGUCAGAGGAGGGAAAUGUACCGAUUUGUCACCGAUUCCUCUGAACCAAACUCUACGAAAGUAGAUACAAUGUGGGUAAAUCAAAAUGACUACAACUAUAUCAACAUCACAUUUGCCGCCAUCUUCACAGCACCAGACAACCUAGUUGUUCCAAAAUAUGUGAAAAAAUUUAAAAUGGGAAUCAUUUCCGGAAGAAUAACCAUUUUUCUUCACAAAGUGGGAAGAAAUGACGGGAACAAACCUUUUGUGAGCCGAAAUGAUACCAUAGACUGUAAAAGUAAGCCUGGUCCCCACAGUCCAAACGAUGAUGUAUUUUACUGUAACUACACGGAUGAAAACUUCGACAGACAGCUGGAAAAUGGCGACAAUUUAACUCUGACAGUUUUUACUGAAAACGGGGGCUAUAGAGAAUUAAUAGGAUCAUCGGGUAUAAAGAAAGACCUAUUUAUCGGCCAGAUGUCUACAAAAUCUACAAUGUUUCGCUUUGAUUUUGUGAAGCCAAACCACUGCCUUCUAGACAGAACAUGUGAGAUAAAAGCCUUUGAUGUGUCAGAGGAUAUUACCAAGUCACCUUUAGAAUUAUCGUGGCAGAACUGGGAAGAUGAGCUUUCUGGCAUCCAGGAAUACAAAAUACAGAUUUAUCUGCUGAAGCUGAACACAACGAAGUUGGCAGAACCAAAUCCAUGGCAUCCAGACGAGGAAAUAUCCCUUUCGGCAUCAGAAACAAGUUAUACCUACACUCCUAAAAGAGCAGGGGUGUAUUCCUUCAUACUUAAUGUAAUAGACCGCGCCAACAAUACACAAUACGCACGCACCUUGGUAUUAUAUGACCCUAGUUCAAAUAUCACGUUGUCUGAAUUACCAUUCCAGGCAAGAAGUGCAGAAGCUGAAACUAACUUUCAAUGGCAAAAUAAUCUCACUAACGACAUAAAUAUGUCUUGGAAAGGACACUUUCGAAACAAAUUCCAGGACGAUAAUAAACUUUUAAAUCCAGUAACACAUUAUAAACAUUUCGAUUAUGUGGCAAAAUAUGAAAAGCUAGUUCCUAACCAACUUGAUGAUAACUCAGGGAAAAGAACACUCAGAGGAAUCCGGAAUGUUCACGGUAUCGUGAAGUUUGAAUAUUUCUACAGACAUGGAAAUCAAGGAGAUAAAACCCCGCGCACCUGGUAUAUAGUUAAUGAUACAUUUUCUGAAACUCAGAAAUUUAACAUCGAAAGAAAAGAUGGCGAUACCAUUAAUUUCUGGGUCAGAGCCACAGACAUCAUGGGGAAUACGAAAGUCGACUUGACGAAGAUUUUCUUUGAUUCAAGUCCGCCAAAGAGUUUAAUACCUACGGAUGUUAUAUUUACAAAGAAUGUCAAAAAUGCCACCUUUGCUUUCUCCAGCCGGCUACAGGUAGAUGCUUUCGACGGGCAGAGUGGUAUACAUAAAAUUCAUGUGGAACUAAGAUCUAAUAGUAGCAACAAAAUAUUCCAUGAAAGUGAUAUUCCAGGAAACAAAACAGACGUGGAUCCUGGAUUUAAAACAGGAUACACGACGUCCGUAGGAAGCUUCUUUUAUUAUCGUCAUGAUGUAGACAUUAAUAACUGCUGGAUGGUUGUGUCCAAGGAAAAAUUCGCAGAGGAGUUUGUCUUAUUAAAUCUUAUCGUGUACAACAUGGCAAUGGAACCAACUUCCUACACUCAAAUUAUUACAGAUGUAGCCUCGCUUAACGGCAUGGAUGAAUACUCUGGCCCAAUAAAUUUAACCAUUACUGCAACCUAUGACAACGGUGUUCGUCUGAAUUGGAUCGUACCUCCAACAUGUUACGAGAGGUCAAAGGUUAUAGUACAGUUCCGUUCAUCCAGUGGCCAAGUUCACGUCCGAUUUGUAGAUAAAGACGCUGACUGGUUUGAUUUGACAGGAUUGGAUCCAGAAACAAGUUACAACUUGUCCUUUGUUACAGAAUACGGACCCCAGAGGAGUGAUCCUGUAUUUCUACACUUCAAAACAGCCGAGGCACCGGCUGCCCUGACCGGUGGAGCAAUAGCUGGAAUUUCUCUCACAUUUUUAAUCAUGUUGGGAGUAAUUGCUGCUAUGCUUGUUCUUUGGCGACUUGGACGUUUAACUGUUGUGAGAGAAGACAUUCAACGCAGGGUGACAGUAGUCAGAAAGAACAUCGCAAAUCGAUUAACAGCACAUAAUCCUACCUAUGAUUGUGAUGAUAUAUACAUAUAUGGCCAAAUGGAUUUCAAUAAAACUGACAAUUGGAUAGUACCGAGUGCUGACAUUGUGCUGGAUGCCAUGUUAACGAGCGGAAGAUUUGCGGACAUUUAUAAGGCCAGAUACCAGCCACAAAAUAAUAUGAACAAACAAAUAGUCGUAGCAAAGACUUUGAAAAGUGGAUACAGUGAAGAAAACAUGCUGAUGAUGAAAGCAAAAAUAAACUUUUUUGGGAAAGAAGUUGGAGAACACCCAAACAUCGUCCAUUUCAUUGGCGCUGUCGUCGAUAAUGAAGCAUUUGGGCCGUUCAUGGUUCUAGAAUACUGUGAAAAAGGGCAACUUCGAGAUUGGUUGCUACAAAAGAAAAAUACAUGGGCAGAAGACACAGAGGAACAGUUACAUCGAAUUGUCUACGGAAUUUCUAAGGGAAUGUCAUUCCUCGAGUCAAAAAAGCUUGUGCACAAAAGACUUGCUGCACGAAAUAUUUUGUUGACUGAAGAUCUGGAGCCCAAGAUCUAUGGAUUCGGACCUGAACCACCGCAGCAAGAAGGCAACGAGGAGGAAAAAGAUGCAACAUCAGACGAAAAGGAAAGAAUACCAGUAAAAUGGGCAGCUCCGGAAUGUUUGAUUUCAUUGAAAUCCGCCACAAGUAAAAGUGAUGUAUGGUCCUUUGGAGUUGUUUUGUGGGAAGUGUUUAGUUUGGGUGAAACUCCGUAUCCAGGUAUGCGCAGUAGAGAUGUACAAACUGAAGUCAGAAAUGGCCAUCGAAUGAAGAGACCAGAGUUUGCAAAUGAUUUCUUUUACGGAGUCAUGACUAGAUGCUGGAAAACAAAGCCGAAACACAGACCCAGUUUUAAGGAUCUCUCCACGGAGAUCGGGAAUACCUUCAACGCUGCUCCGUCAGAUGAAUUCUACUACUACUCUAAACAAUAAAAUCAGUUAUCUGUACAUGUAUAUCGUCUCUGAUGGUAUUUCGAUUAGUGUUUAAAAUUUCAGUUCACCAUAUGUAUGUAAUCUGUAACCUUCAGCAUUCUGUUGAAAACGUUGAGUGAACUUCUUGUGCAUUAAAUGACGAGAUUUUAUUUUCUCUGAAAAGUUCUAUCAUCUGUCGUGUACAUUUGAUAAAUACAUAAUACAUGUUCUAGAGAACAUAAUGUGUUUCGUAUAUAAACGAUGUAAAUGUGAGAAACAUUUUAAAGUUAUGAAAAUGAAAUUAUGAACAAACCUUCAGCAUUCUAUUGAGAACGUUGAGUUAACUUCUUAAAUGACGAGAUUUUAUAGUCUCUGAAGAGUUCUAUCAUCUGUCGUGUCCAUUUGAUAAAUACAUAACAUAUAAAUAAAAAUGGAAAUAGAA
This is a messenger RNA of Saccostrea echinata, 4473 nucleotides long. RefSeq lists its product as uncharacterized. Gene Ontology annotation, biological process: positive regulation of kinase activity; multicellular organism development; protein phosphorylation. The record is from RefSeq and is a predicted model, not a curated record. Lineage: Eukaryota; Metazoa; Mollusca; Bivalvia; Ostreida; Ostreidae. The transcript is spliced from 25 exons. Gene Ontology annotation, cellular component: signaling receptor complex. The coding region runs from base 33 to 4052 and encodes 1339 amino acids. Gene Ontology annotation, molecular function: transmembrane receptor protein tyrosine kinase activity; ATP binding; protein binding.